CCACGAGUCUCGCAUCUCAGCCACUUUCGCUCCUCGAUACUGUGUGUGCGUGUGCAUACCUGACCGAGCAAAUUACCGACUACAAACAAACAUGCCGGAGAAAUAUAAGUUGACGUAUUUCAAUGCGACCGGCAUCGCGGAGCCGAUCAGAUACAUGUUCCAUUAUGCUGGCUGUACCAAAUUCGAAGAUGUCCACCUUAACUUCAACGAAUGGCCGAAAUUCAAACCUGAAAUGCCCUUGCGGCAGUUACCGGUCUUGGAGAUCGACGGCAAAAUGUACAAUCAGUCCAGAGCCAUCGCCCGCUACCUCGCCAAGAAGUGCAACCUCUACAGUGAUGACGCGAUUGAAGCUCUCGAGAUCGACGGCACGGUCGACUCCUUAGAGGAUUUGAGACAAGCUCUGGGCACCUUCUAUUGGGAAAAGGAGCCUAUCAUGAAGCAGAAUCUCAAGAAAAUUGCGUUCGAAAAACUGCCCUAUUUUUUGGAUAAGUUCGAGGAGCAGGUUAAGAGAAACGACGGCCACUUCGUCCGCGGCAAGCUGACAUGGGCGGAUAUCAUGUACGCAGCGUACACUCAAAUGUUUACUGAGUUCUGUGGUAACGACGUAAACAAGAAUCAUCCGGAAUUGCAGAAAUUGGUCGACAAAGUUCACGCCAUUCCCAACAUUAAAGCUUAUCUUGAGAAACGUUCCAAGGAGAUGAUGUUCAUUGCUUAUCCUGCGCGAUACAUCCCGCAGGAGUCUCCGAAUUUUUUCAUCGUCCUUCUCCUGGCAGGUGGUUCGCAAGGAAAAAGAAAAAACAUGUCAACCUAUAAGCUCAUAUAUUUCAAUGUGACCGGCCUCGCAGAGUCGAUCAGGUAUAUGUUUCACUAUGGCGGCAUCGAAUUCGAAGAUGAUCGAAUCGACAUUGCAGAUUGGCCGAGACAGAAAGCAGCUCUGGCCAACUUCCGCUGGAAGAAGGACCCCGUCGUCAAAGAGAAGUUCAAUGAGAUCGCAUUUGAAAAGCUGCCGUUCUGUCUCCGAAAAUUCGAGGAGCAAGUCAAGGAGAACGGCGGCUACUUCGUCCGCGGCAAGUUAUCGUGGGUGGAUUUCACAUACGAAGCCUACACCGAGUAUUUAAACGCGUUCUUGACGAUGGAUCUGAACAAGGAUCAUCCUGAAUUGAAGAAACUGGUGGACAAAGUUCACGCCCUCCCGAAUGUUAAAGCCUACCUCGAGAAGCGUCCCAAAGCGCUGUAUUAAGUCAAACCAUUAUUUUUAGUACUUAUCUCCUUUGUUUGCGUUACUCGUUAUCAUCGAUACCGUCCCUUCUGAAGCUCCCCUGCCGUUCUGUAAAAGAAGAUAAUACGUGCUGCCGUGUGAAUUCGGAGUAAGCUUUGUCAGCUCGCGGUACAAUGAGGAAUAAUUAAUUUUCGUCGCGCAACAAUUAAUAUUGUUAUAUCACAAAUAUAGAGAAUAUCGAUAUUUCGUCGAGCAAACUUGCAUCAAAUCAUCCUCGGGAAAGUCCUCGCUCCAUCAUUCCUGCCUU
Messenger RNA from Dinoponera quadriceps, 1526 nucleotides. Its product is annotated as glutathione S-transferase-like. Gene Ontology annotation, biological process: glutathione metabolic process. The record is from RefSeq and is a predicted model, not a curated record. Lineage: Eukaryota; Metazoa; Arthropoda; Insecta; Hymenoptera; Formicidae. Gene Ontology annotation, molecular function: glutathione transferase activity. The transcript has 9 exons. Bases 92 to 1240 code for a protein of 382 amino acids.